CUUCAUUUUCCAGCUCAUUGACCACCCAGAGGGGGAGGGAAAAUGGAUGGGAUUCUGGUCAAGUCCUUCCUGCCACUACCAUGUGGCCAAGGUCACAGGCCAAUGAUGUCCAGAGGGAGUUUAGGGGCACUGUUCUAGGCCCCAAGGAUUGAGCAAUGAAGAGGACAGGAAAGGUUCUUUCCUUCAUGCUGAUUAUACACUAAAUGUGGAGACAAGCAAUGAAAAAUAAGAAGAUACAUGCAUAUGCUCGAGAGGAGAACGUGGCCACGUUCCGAGGCUCUGAGUACCUGUGCUACGACCUGUCUCAGAACCCGAUCCAGAGCAGCAGUGAUGAAAUCACCCUCUCCUUUAAGACCUGGCAGCGGAAUGGGCUCAUCCUGCACACGGGCAAGUCGGCUGACUAUGUCAACCUGGCUCUGAAGGAUGGCGCGGUCUCCUUGGUCAUUAACCUGGGGUCCGGGGCCUUUGAGGCCAUUGUGGAGCCAGUGAAUGGAAAAUUCAACGACAACGCCUGGCACGAUGUCAAAGUGACACGCAACCUUCGGCAGGUGACAAUCUCUGUGGAUGGCAUCCUUACCACAACGGGCUACACUCAGGAGGACUACACCAUGCUGGGCUCGGAUGACUUCUUCUACGUGGGAGGAAGCCCAAGUACCGCUGACUUGCCAGGCUCACCCGUCAGCAACAACUUUAUGGGCUGCCUUAAAGAGGUUGUUUAUAAGAAUAAUGACAUCCGUCUGGAGCUGUCUCGCCUGGCCCGGAUUGGGGACACCAAGAUGAAGAUCUAUGGGGAAGUUGUAUUCAAGUGUGAGAAUGUGGCCACGCUGGACCCCAUCAACUUCGAGACCCCAGAGGCGUACAUCAGUUUGCCCAAGUGGAACACCAAACGCAUGGGUUCCAUCUCCUUUGACUUCCGCACCACUGAGCCCAACGGCCUGAUCCUCUUCACUCACGGCAAGCCCCAAGAGAGGAAGGAUGCUCGGAGCCAGAAGAACACCAAGGUGGACUUCUUUGCUGUGGAACUCCUCGAUGGCAACCUCUACCUGCUGCUUGACAUGGGCUCAGGCACCAUCAAAGUGAAGGCCACUCAGAAGAAAGCCAACGAUGGGGAAUGGUACCAUGUGGACAUUCAGCGAGAUGGCAGAUCAGGUACCAUAUCAGUGAACAGCAGGCGCACGCCAUUCACUGCCAGCGGGGAGAGUGAGAUCCUGGACCUGGAGGGGGACAUGUACCUGGGCGGGCUGCCAGAGAACCGUGCUGGCCUCAUCCUCCCCACCGAGCUCUGGACUGCCAUGCUCAACUACGGCUAUGUGGGCUGCAUCCGUGACCUGUUCAUCGACGGGCGCAGCAAGAACAUCCGGCAGCUGGCGGAGAUGCAGAACGCUGCGGGCGUCAAGUCCUCCUGUUCACGGAUGAGCGCUAAGCAGUGUGACAGCUACCCCUGCAAGAACAAUGCUGUGUGCAAGGACGGCUGGAACCGCUUCAUCUGCGACUGCACCGGCACAGGCUACUGGGGAAGGACCUGUGAAAGGGAGGCGUCCAUCUUGAGCUAUGAUGGCAGCAUGUACAUGAAGAUCAUCAUGCCCAUGGUCAUGCACACUGAGGCAGAGGAUGUGUCCUUCCGCUUCAUGUCCCAGCGAGCUUAUGGGCUGCUGGUGGCUACUACCUCCAGGGACUCUGCGGACACCCUGCGUUUGGAGCUGGAUGGGGGGCGUGUCAAGCUCAUGGUUAACUUAGGCAAAGGACCUGAGACCCUGUAUGCGGGGCAGAAGCUCAAUGACAAUGAAUGGCACACCGUUCGGGUGGUGCGGAGAGGAAAAAGCCUUAAAUUAACUGUGGAUGAUGAUGUGGCUGAGGGUACAAUGGUGGGGGACCAUACCCGCUUGGAAUUCCACAAUAUCGAGACUGGAAUCAUGACUGAGAAACGCUACAUCUCCGUUGUCCCCUCCAGUUUCAUUGGGCACUUGCAGAGCCUCAUGUUCAAUGGCCUGCUCUACAUUGACUUGUGCAAAAAUGGUGACAUUGAUUACUGUGAGCUGAAGGCACGUUUUGGACUGAGGAACAUCAUUGCUGACCCUGUCACCUUCAAGACCAAGAGCAGCUACCUGAGCCUGGCCACCCUCCAGGCAUACACCUCUAUGCACCUCUUCUUCCAGUUCAAGACCACCUCAGCUGAUGGCUUCAUCCUCUUCAACAGUGGUGAUGGCAAUGACUUCAUUGCAGUUGAGCUAGUCAAGGGGUACAUACACUAUGUGUUUGACCUCGGGAAUGGUCCCAAUGUGAUCAAGGGCAACAGUGACCGCCCCCUGAAUGACAACCAGUGGCACAACGUCGUCAUCACCCGAGACAACAGUAACACCCACAGUUUGAAAGUGGACACUAAAGUGGUCACUCAGGUUAUCAAUGGUGCCAAAAAUCUGGAUUUGAAAGGUGACCUCUACAUGGCGGGUCUGGCCCAAGGCAUGUACAGCAACCUUCCAAAAUUGGUGGCUUCCCGGGAUGGCUUUCAGGGAUGUCUGGCCUCGGUGGAUUUGAAUGGGCGUCUGCCAGACCUCAUCAAUGACGCCCUCCAUCGGAGUGGACAGAUAGAACGUGGCUGUGAAGGACCAAGUACCACCUGCCAGGAAGAUUCAUGUGCCAACCAGGGGGUCUGCAUGCAGCAGUGGGAAGGCUUCACCUGUGACUGUUCCAUGACAUCAUAUUCUGGAAACCAGUGCAAUGAUCCUGGCGCUACGUACAUCUUUGGGAAAAGCGGAGGCCUCAUCCUCUACACCUGGCCGGCCAAUGAUAGGCCCAGCACCCGCUCUGACCGCCUUGCCGUGGGCUUCAGCACCACUGUGAAGGAUGGCAUCUUGGUGCGCAUCGACAGCGCUCCGGGUCUCGGUGACUUCCUCCAGCUUCACAUAGUGAGUACUGGGCCUUGGCCUGGAUUUCCUUGUCUUCCUGGUGGUGAAGGCACAGAGUGGGAUUUUAUUGCCUGUCUCUGGAGUGGAGGUGGCUGGCUGGAAGCACCAGCAGCCAGUUCAGCCCUGCAAGCACUGCCCAUCUCCAACACCUGCCCUUCCAACAUGCCUUGGAAACAGGAGCAGCUUGAAGUCUAA
Molecule: messenger RNA, 3101 nt
Organism: Panthera uncia (snow leopard)
Lineage: Eukaryota; Metazoa; Chordata; Mammalia; Carnivora; Felidae
Gene: NRXN3
Product: neurexin 3
Exons: 14
Coding region: 204-3101 (965 amino acids)
Source: RefSeq, a predicted model, not a curated record